CCGGUUUACAUAGAUCUCGCUUGGCAGCCUUACCUAAGUCAGAUCAUAGCAAUCAGCAUCUUCUUCUUCAUCAGACCCUAUCUUCGACCCGAGAUCCAGAAUGGGUAACAAUCAUAUAAUCACCCAUCUACCGAUAUACAAAGCUGCAUUACACGACGAUUGGGAUUCUGUAAGUGAAAUGUUCAAAAACGAUCCAGGCCUAAUGACCAAACCGAUAACAAUGUGGGGGGAGACGCCGUUACUCAUCGCCAUUGGGACAGAUCGCUCCCAUCGUUUUGUGGAGAAGCUUGUGAAACGGCUCAUAGAUGUUGGUGCCAAGGAUAAGUUAAUUAUGGGGAAUCAAGAUGGAACUAACCCACUCCAUUAUGCUGCUAUGGUUGGAAACACGACUGCUGCAAGGCUUUUGGUGGAACAUGCGGCGGAUAUGACACAUGUUCCGAAUUUUGAUGGUAAUAAUCCAUUGAAUAUGGCCGCCUUGCAUGGAAACAAGGAGACGCUGGAAUACUUGCUGACGGUGACUCAAGAUUUACUUCCGGAGGAGGGAGGGAGUAGUCUUUAUGCCGGAGUUGCUGGCGGAGAUCUCAUUACUCUCACUAUUAUGAGUGGAUUCUACGAUGUGGCGUUAGAAAUAAUCGAUCUGCACCCAAACGUCGUGUUGGAAAAGGACCGCGACGGCAGAACGGCUUUGCAAAUAUUGGCUCAAAAACCUGAAAUAUUUCCAAGUGGAAGCAAGCUUGGAUUUUGGACACGAUUCAUAUAUUCAUUGAUACCUGUGAAGAAGAGAGGUAGACACACUAAUGAAAUCAACAUCUUGUUAAGAACUUUUGACAAGUUUACUGCUGGAUUUUGGAGCGCCCUUCAAUACGUGGCUCCAACAAUCAAGUAUAUCCACGAUAUCAAAGUAAACAAUAAUCUGAGCAGCUUACUCGUAGAACGUAUUUGCAAAAUCGUUAUAGAACAGGUCGAUCAUGACAUAGCCUGGAACAUAUUCGGAUCGGCAAUAGCUAGUGCGGUCACAUAUGGGAUUCACGAGCUUGUUGAGGAAUGCAUACUAACUUACCCAGGCAUCAUCUGGUACAACGUUGACGGGUACUAUUUGUUCAUUUUAGCCAUCAAACAUCGCCAAGAACGGGUGUACAAUCUUGUGUACCAAAUGUCUCGCUUCAAAGUAUGGACAACGGUACAAGUUGAUGGAUAUGUUAAAGAGAAUGCGUUACAUAAAGUUGCCCAGUUAGCUCCACCACAUCGACUUGGUGUUGUGACGGGUUCAGCUUUACAGAUGCAGCGUGAGCUUCAAUGGUUUCAGGAAGUCGAAAAAUCAAUUAAACCUUCCUAUAUAGAAGCUUUGAACAUACAUGGACAAACGCCAAGAAUGGUUUUCACCGAAGCCCAUAAAGAUUUACUUGCAGCAGGUCAACAAUGGAUGAAAGACACCGCAUCUUCAUGUACUGUGGUAGCAGCUCUCAUAGUAACAAUGGCAUUUGCAGCCGCGUUCACUCUCCCAGGCGGAAAUCAAGACGAUGGCAAACCGAUUUUCCUAACCUCCAACACGUUUAUGCUUUUUAUCGUAUCAGUUGCUGUUGCAUUAUUCUCUUCGUCAACUUCAGUGUUGAUGUUUUUAAGUAUUCUUACUUCCCGAUACGCAGAAGAUGACUUCCUUUACGCCUUACCAAAAAGACUGACGAUUGGACUUCUUUCGUUAUUCACGUCGAUAGCAGCAACUAUGAUUGCAUUUAGUUCGGCUCUUGCACUCGUGCUUAAAGAUAAGGUUACAUGGAUUGCGGCUCCACUUGUUAUAGCGACGAGUAUUCCGGUGUGUUUGUUUGGCUUGUUGCAGUUUCCUUUACUUGUGGAGCUAGUUAAGUCCACAUAUGGAAGAAGCAUUUUUCACCAGCAGAAUGAUCGGUUGAUUCACUAACUCGUUGCAUUGUAACCGGCAGAAGGAUUCGUUAGAUAACUGUUUGUAUGGAUACAUGUUUGUAUUAUUUAACCAUUGAGGAUGCGGCUAACUUUUAGUGACACAUUCUCUCUUUUCCU
Helianthus annuus (common sunflower) is the source of this 2037-nucleotide messenger RNA. RefSeq lists its product as uncharacterized. Gene Ontology annotation, molecular function: protein binding. The record is from RefSeq and is a predicted model, not a curated record. Lineage: Eukaryota; Viridiplantae; Streptophyta; Magnoliopsida; Asterales; Asteraceae. The transcript has 7 exons. Bases 101 to 1918 code for a protein of 605 amino acids.